AUGGCCACCAACCUCUACGAAACACUUGGCUUGAGCAGAGAUGCUACUCCAGACCAGAUUCGCAAGGCUUAUAGGAAGAAAGCCUUAGAAACUCAUCCUGACCGCUUGCCUCAAGGCGCUUCUCCAGCGCAGAAAUCUGCAUCAGAGGAAAUGUUCCGUAAGGUUAAUAACGCUUACGAAGUCCUCAGUGACCCAGAAAACCGCAAGACCUAUGAUCAGUGCGGAGUAUGGCCUCCUCCGACUGCCCAGGAGAGUUACACUCAGGGCAACUGGCAACGUCCUACUAGACAACUCUUCCAAGAUCCAUUUUUUCAAGACCCCUUUUCCCAACAUCCAUUUUUCGGUCGCAAUCACCAAGCAGACCCAUUCUUCCCAUCCUCACGUCAUCCGCACUUCCAAGACUUCACAGACCCUUUCAUACUCUUUAAUCGGAUGUUUGGAGAUCUCCACCAAGCAUUUUCAAGGGAUCCAUUCGGUAAUCCAUUCAGCCAUUGGGAUGAUGGUUUUGGUCGAGGGUUCAUGUCUCCAAUGUCCAUGUCUCCCAUUACGAGUUCACCAUUUGGAUUCCUCACCGGGGGAAACGUAAAUGUAUACAGCUCUUCUUCCCGUGGGGCACCCGCUAGUGGCUCGAAUGGCUCUAGAUGGGUUUCUGAGAGCUACACAACCUCUACUGUAAACGGCGUUACUCACACCAAAGCUGUUCGUAGAGAUUCACAUGGCAACGAGCAUGUCACCUACUCAUUCCCGGAUGGUACUGAGCGCCACCUGAUCAAUGGGGCCGAGCAACCCUCGAACCCUAACCCUCUCCCAUCUCAUCAUAACAAUCGUGCCAUCGCUGCACCGCCGCCAAGUCAAGGCCCUCCACCAUAUGAAGCUCAUGUCCCACCGCCAGCUGCAGGAUCUACGCGCUCAUUACGGAGCACUCAAUCCAGAUCCCGGAACUACCCACAGGCGCCUUACGCCUCGCAGUAUGCGGAUCCGAAUUCACCUGGACAUCGUCGGAAGAACAAGAGCCGCGAUGGCGUUGACGAUGCGCGGGGUGAGUCUGCGUGGAACUUCUGGAAGUGA
Suillus plorans is the source of this 1068-nucleotide messenger RNA. RefSeq names its product DnaJ domain-containing protein. NCBI's taxonomy places the organism in Eukaryota, Fungi, Basidiomycota, Agaricomycetes, Boletales, Suillaceae. The record is from RefSeq and is a predicted model, not a curated record. The transcript is spliced from 7 exons. Gene Ontology annotation, cellular component: cytoplasm; nucleus. Bases 1 to 1068 code for a protein of 355 amino acids. Gene Ontology annotation, molecular function: protein-folding chaperone binding; protein folding chaperone.